GGAAUCGGAUUCAGUUUGCCGGCAUCGGCCCUACUAAUUAGUCCGAGUAAAACGGUUGCGGAAUAUUAAUAAUAAUUCCUCCUCACAAUCAUAUUUCGGAGACAUUAAAGGCUUUUUAAAAGCAACUUAGUAUAAACAAUUAUUAAUUAAAUCUGCCAUCGCAACAUGGUUUAUGAAACAUCGUACGGAACGGGGCUUAAGCCUGUAUCCCCCGAUUUAAGUCGAGGAAAGUGGGAAAAACCAUCGGACUAUAUAUUCGCCUGCUUUGGAUUAGCUUUAAAGCUCGAUGUCUUUGUGGCCUCAUUUUGGAUGUUCUUCGAUAUGGGCAUUCUUGGCAUACUGCCUUACUUUGUGUAUAUGGUGAUCUAUUUGGUCCCAAUCAUGGUCAUUCACUCCUUCAUGGGGCAGUUUUCCAGCAGUGGAUUCAUAUCCGCCUUUCGUCUGGCUCCUUUCUUUAAAGGAAUGGGGUAUGUGAGCUUGUUUCUGACCAUUUCCAUGCUCAUUUACUACAGCAUUUUUGCUGCUGUUCCGCUUCUCUUCAUGGUGAACUCUUUUCGUCCAACUUUGCCUUGGAGUUGUGAAGGAUUAGAGUCGUGGCACAAAAGUGAACAACUUACUAUUUGCAACGUGUCAGUAAGUCUUGAAUUCGAUAACGAUAGUUAUCUUUAUGGAAAACUACAUCAUGUGCCCUCUGUGCUCUACUUUCAAAACCAUUUUGACAGUUUAAGAGAAUUUAAAUAUCCAGAUAGAAUAGCGGACUAUGAGCUAUCCUGCCACUUUGUCGGCCUCUUCGUUCUAGUUUGGGCCAUGAUUGCAGUUAUAUUCUAUAAGUUUUCAGAGACCGCGAAAUUUGGAAAAUUCCUACGAUAUAUGGUUAUGGGAACAGUGGUUCUUCUGUUGGUGUGCUUUGUCCGCUUCUCGUUUCUCCCAGGAGCCUUGAAAGGCCUAAGCAGAUAUAUGGCUCCCAACUUUCAAGAUAUGGCAAUGGGAAUCAGCUCAACAUUCAUCAUAGUUCUACAUGCAUUUGGGGCUGGCUGGGGCAGUGUGAUAGCCCUGUCCAGCUUCAAUGGGUUCAGGACCAACAUAAUGUCGUACAGUUGGAUCAUCUCCUUCGGUCAGAUCUUCAUUUACAUCAUGUUUGGCAUGGUUUCCUUUAUGAUUGAACACCACUACCACGAGCUUACUGAAGUUUCGCCUGAAGCAAAAGUUUUGAGCCAUUGGCUCUUGUUUUUGUCCAGUGCUUCUGCUUUGUCCUCCAUGGGUUGGGCAAACCUCUGGACAUUCAUGUACUAUACUAUGCUGCUAAUGGCGGCCCUUAUUGUAAUGUCGACACAAAUCUUCACUGUCCUGCAAAGUUUGUUUGAUGAGUUUGAAGAACUUAGAGAAAGAAAAAUGGAAGUAACCUUUGGCCUUAUUGGGGGCCUGGCAGUCUGUUCUUUUUUCUUUUGCACAAAUCAUGGAGUGGUUUUCUUUACUGCCUUGGGUCAUGAUGCCAUUUUCUCUCAUAGUGUGCUGCAUUUACUGCUUCUUUUGGUGGUUUUGUGGGUUUACGGGCGACAACGUUUCCAGCGGGAUAUUGAGUUCAUGCUGGGGCAGCCGUUUGCCUCCUGGAAGGUUUUCAUACUCCGCUUCAUAGCUCCGUUUAUCUUGGUGAUAUGUCUGUUGACAGGAUUAGGUAUUUCCAUGAUGGAUCACUUUUUCUCCUCAGCAGUGAUCACCAUUAUAUCUAUUGUACUGGUAGCGUUACCCAUUCUAGCAAUACCUGGCUACGGAUUUUACUACCUCUACCAAAGCACCGGAACCUUUUGCGAGCGGUUUAGACGCACCUGCCGACCCACCGAUUGGUAUCCGGUUGAGAUCGAGCACCGCCAGCAGUACGAGGAAGCUGUAGGCAGCACCGAGAUGACCCAACAGCUAUUCGAGGUUACCGAAGAGGUCAACUAAUGGUCAAGAAGAUUUCUAAUGCUCAAAUAUUAUUAAUAAAUAAGAUUCUUGAAUA
Molecule: messenger RNA, 1999 nt
Organism: Drosophila eugracilis
Lineage: Eukaryota; Metazoa; Arthropoda; Insecta; Diptera; Drosophilidae
Product: sodium- and chloride-dependent glycine transporter 1-like
Exons: 9
Coding region: 166-1944 (592 amino acids)
Biological process (GO): sodium ion transmembrane transport
Cellular component (GO): membrane
Source: RefSeq, a predicted model, not a curated record